Pyricularia pennisetigena is the source of this 2643-nucleotide messenger RNA. RefSeq lists its product as uncharacterized. The transcript has 2 exons. The coding region runs from base 1 to 2643 and encodes 880 amino acids. Lineage: Eukaryota; Fungi; Ascomycota; Sordariomycetes; Magnaporthales; Pyriculariaceae. Gene Ontology annotation, molecular function: protein binding. The record is from RefSeq and is a predicted model, not a curated record.
AUGCCGCCACCGCACCUGUCGGACGAGCCCCCCGCUGCGAUUCCAUGGACGCAGUCUUCAUCUUCCGUGUCCGAUUUCCAACCAUCCGGCGGCGCGCGACUCGACGAGGCACCUCUUGACGGCCUCGGCAGCAGCGACUCGUCUGACGGCGGUCGUUCUGUCCAGAACACGACUGUCACCUACACGCACACCUCGAGACCCCAGUCAACAUCACGAUCACGACCACGGAGCGACGAUGCACUUCCCCAAGCGCAUGUUGAACAGGGUUGGAGACCAGAUGAGGAAGAUGAGGAUGACCAGUCGGAUCAUGGAGUGCCCCUGCAAUACUACAGUCCACCCACCCACACCGUGAACGCUGUGGGAAACAUGAAAGAGGAAGAAGACAUGGCGCCGCUGCCAGCCUCGCCACCUGCCGACCAUGAUGAUACCAUCCACUCGGCCAUUUCUGCAACCCACAUUCCCUCCUCACCAGACAAUCCUCCGAUGCCAAUACCCGAAACCGAUUAUUACCCAUUCGGACUUCCCGGCGGUGACGACGGCGAAUCCAUUAUUGAUGCAGAUUACAUGGAUGUAGUAUCUAUGCUCAACAACCAUGAUGUCGACAUGGAUAGCGAAGAUGAUGACCAAGAUGUUGCAUCAACUCACCAGUUCCAGUCCAUGUUUUCGAAUACAGUCCCCCCUCCUUCCUUACCUCCGUUCGGCGAUGUAUUCGGCGAGUUCUUAGCGGCGCCCGAGCUGUCUCAUCUCCCCAACACAGGCCCGAAUCCCUUAAGCGGAGGUGGGGCUUCGACCUCGUCCAUGCCCGCCAGCGUCUAUCAAAUCGAUGAAGCAGAAUACCAGGCAGCAAUGAACAUAGUAGGGCUUGAACUUGGCUCAAUAAGUCCCGUUUUGGCCAUCUCGGGAGCUGGCCAGCCACUUGGAGCACCCAUUUACCUCCCAGUGUUCGAGCAUUUGCUCACCAACGGCAACCUACUGGCGCCGACCAACUUGGGGCUGGAUGCCUUUGUAUUCCGCUGGGCGCGCCAGGGCCGCAGUGGCAUUCGAGCUCACGGACCUCGAAGCAAGGUACCUCGGAUAGACAGCGCCCAAGAUCAGUGGAAGCGAGAUGCCUUUUACGUCGAAUACAAAGACCUCAAGGGCGACAAGUGUGAUAUGCAGGGUGUCGAUUGGCACGACAUGGGUGUCACGAGAAAUGAGGCCAGGGAACGGAGGCUGUUGACAUACCACAACUUCGUCAACACCAAGGGCGCAGAUAUAUGGAGGCCACACUUGCCUGAUGUUGUCCUGCCCAAGACGGAUAAUUUCUUCCGGUUUAGGCGGAUGGAGAUUCAGAAGAACACUCACCUGGCCCAUUUCCAACUGCGCAACCUGACUGCGUGCACCUCCAGAUGCCAAGUUUUCUACACUGGCAAGGGUGUUGUUCAUCAGUACGACCCCAUCUCCGGCAAGACCGAGGUUGCCUUGAAUCAACAGGAGAGCACUGAGGUGCCCAUCUCGACCAUCGACGCCGCGCACGGUGUCCUGGUGAGCGGCAACUUCAACGGAGAGUAUGUUGUGCGCAACCUAAAUGGCGAUUAUGAAGGAGAAGAGCAGAAACAGACAUGGGGCACCCUGACUACCAGCCCGUCUGCCAUUACCAACCACGCGCAGGUCGAGAAGCCACGUCGAUCUAAUAUUCCACACGCCUACUUCGCUUCAAACGAUGCGGGCUUCCGCGUCCUGGAUAUCGCUACAGACACCAUUGUACACGAGACGAUGUUCCCCUUUCCCAUCAACUGCAGUGCCGUGUCGCCCGAUUCCCAGUUGCGCGUUAUGGUGGGCGAUCACCAGGACAUUCUGGUCGUCCCCGCCGAGGGCGGCCGCAUUCAGUUUCGGGCAUCCUCGAGCCAGCGCUCUGGCGAGGAUGGAGGCAUCAAGAUAGAGCCUGAACAAAUACUGAGGGCGCAUCGCGAUCACGGUUUUGCGUGCGCAUGGGCCGACGACGGCUGGACGGUAGCGACGGGGUUCCAGGACCGCGUCGUCACAAUCUGGGACGCUCGUAGUUGGCGCAGACCCUUGGCCAGCAUUCGCACCGAAAUGGCGGGCUGCCGGUCACUCCGCUUCAGUCCGGCUGGGUCCGGCCAGCGCGUGCUGGUUGCGGCAGAGGAAGCCGACUUUGUGAAUAUUAUUGACGCCCGCACCUUCGAGACCAAGCAGACUAUCGAUGUCUUCAGUGAGAUUGGUGGUGUUGCGUUUGAGCCCAAGCAGGGCCGCGAGCUGUUUGUGUUCUUGCCCGACAGCACGCGUGGUGGUAUUUUGCAGUUGGAGCGCUGCAUGGACGUCAAUGGGUCUGCGGAAGAGGUUGAGCAAUACAGACGGGGCCCUUUGCAGGCGAGAGAAGUUGUGAAGGGCGGCGGUGGCGGCGACGGCAAUUCGAAUUCAAAACUGGUCUGGCCGGGUAGCUAUGGACGAUAUCGGGGGCGUGGUUAUGCCUCAAGACAUCCAUGGGACCGAGAAGCCGACUUGGAAUGUGCAUCGGAUGCUACUGCACUGCCGUACGACUGGCCCCAGGAGAAUAUAGCCUUCUCGACGCGAUGGAGCCGGCAGGCACGCGCCAAGAGAAGGAACAUCAGUGCUGCUUUAGACGGGCAGGCAUUUUUCUAG